AUGGCUCGUGGAAACGAUACCGCCUCCAAGGUCUUCUACAAGGGCAAGUCCGAGGAUUUCAUUGUCUUCGUUGAUGACCUCGAGAUCCUGAAGAAGUGGAGAAAUGAUCGCAGCAUCCCGCUCUCUGAUGUCGUGAAUGGCUGGAAGAUCUUCGUCACACACCGUCACGGUGCCCAGGGUAUCAUGGACGGUGCCUCCAAGGCCACCCUGGAGGACGAGUUCGGCUCCCACAGAGAAGAGGACUGCAUGACCAAGAUCCUGGAAAGUGGUGAACACCAGGCUGUUACAGCCCGCGAGCGUGAGGGAGGCAAGAAUGACUCCCGGUAA
Penicillium waksmanii is the source of this 327-nucleotide messenger RNA. Its product is annotated as SBDS family protein. NCBI's taxonomy places the organism in Eukaryota, Fungi, Ascomycota, Eurotiomycetes, Eurotiales, Aspergillaceae. The transcript is spliced from 3 exons. Bases 1 to 327 code for a protein of 108 amino acids. The record is from RefSeq and is a predicted model, not a curated record.